CGCUUAGUGUGAACCUGGCCCGGGCCAAGUCCUGUCUCCCGUCCCGCCCGGCCCUCGACACACGCCACCACACCACAACAACAUGUCUCGAAGGAAACAGCGCAACCCAAAGCACCUCAAGCGUACGUUUACGGAAGCGUUUGACAACAGUGGUUCCCUGCCGGGCUGCCUGCAGAUAGAAGAGAAGGAUGGGCACGUGUCUCUGACCGCUCGGGAUGAACUUCCCGACGGUACAAGAUGGGGGCCAUACGGCGGCGUGGUCAUAGCAGGGGAGGAAAAGGACGAGCAGAAGGGACUCAAGGUCCCUUGUGAGGAUGGAGAAGGCUGUACUGUUGUGCUUGGGGAUCCGUCACACUGGUUACUCAUGUUAACUCCAGCAAGCAGCUCUGAGGAACACAACACCACCAUCUGUACACAGGCUGGCAGUAUCUGGUGUGUUGUGACCAGGACGGUCGCCCCCGGUGAGGCUCUCCAGGUUCACGGUCUUCAGGAGGCUGACUUCCCGCAGGAGGAGACUAGCCAGGACGUCACGGAUGACCAGGAGCCCGCUGGUUACCAUGGCGACUAUCAAGAAGAUGUUUCCUCACCUGAAGAACAGGAUGCUAAGAGCUUCAAAGUUGCCAAAUCAGAGUCCCAGGACACUCCAGGCUCUACAGACAACCUGGAUACAGAUGGGAUGAAGGGAAGUGACGACAACACAGAUGAACCCCCAAACUUACCUCAACAUGAUAACACCAGUGACGGACCAGACAAUGACAUGAGUCCAGGAGCUUCACUUCUCCAAGCAGGGUCUUCCUCAGGUAUACAGGGUGAGCAUGGGCUUGAUGGCAUGGACAUGCAGGAUGCCAAACAACAACUCAUACUUGCAUGGAAAAUGUCGAAUGAAGGCAAGGUGGGUGUGUAUGACUGUGAAGACUGUGGGAUAGUCUACCGCAACAUGGACAACCUAAAGGCUCACAAGACGUACUACUGCCCCGGCACUCAGCGACACCAGCCCCCCAUGCGUAGCAGGGUCCUGCCAUCCGUACUGGCCACAGUGGCUCAGUGUCCAGUCUGCCACAAAACCUUCUCCAACGCCGGGCUCCUACAAGUUCACAUGCUCACCCACACCUUCACCUGCCCACUCUGCAUGGCUGCGUUUCUCAAUAAAGUUCAGCUUCAGCAGCAUCUAGAACUCGAACAUUCCUGCAGCAGUGUGCAAGGCGAUGCGAAGACGAGUCCUGAGCUGCUGUCGCCAGCCGAGCUAAGUCCACGGCCUCCGCCGCCCGUCGACGGCCCUAAAGAGGGGGCGUUUGUGUGCAAGGUGUGCUGGCACGUGGCACAAGAUCAGGACAGCCUGACCCAGCACAUGACCAGCCACAUCGGGCAGGCCACGGUGGAGUGCAGUCGAUGCCAGGUCACUCUGAGUGGGCCUGCAGAGCUGCUGUGGCACAGGCAAUUCCACACCCAGUCCCCGGUGUCCAGCGACGAAGGCACGCCGCGCUCCCUCUCAAGACCGACAAGCGCAAGGUCCGAGCACGGAUCAUCUCCCAACGUCAUGAAAGACCAGGUGCUGAAAACUGCCAUAAAGAAAGAGCCAGGACUCGAGGAGCCCUGCCCCGAACAGCUGGUCGUCAAAACAAACAGUCCAAGAAGACGAGAUAAAAUGCCACUGAGCCCGCAAGCGGGAGUAGCCCUUGUGUAUAGGUGUCCUCUGUGCCAAUAUGUAGCCAAUUCUGCAGCAAGUGUGAACAGGCACCUUAAAAUGCACGCUGACCCGGGCGCUACCCCUAACACCAUCGUAACGCCAUCCGACAAGCAAGCAAGUCUUCCCCAGAGUUCCCUCUCCCCGUCCCAAACUCUGAACAAGGGUGGUGCGGACCACCCUGAAGGUACGUACUGCUUAGACUGUAGCAUCAAAUUCACCUCCAUCAACAACUACUUUGUUCACAAGAAGUACUACUGCUCGACGCGGCACCUCAGCAAGUAUGGCAGGGGCAGCGCGCCGCCCUUCAUGACGGAGUCUCCGCUCUACGGCAGCGCGCAACAGGACUACAGCUCUCCCCUACCCUCCCGAGCCCCAGCUACGAGCGCCAUACCGGUACCAACCAUCGCUGCAGGCGGUUUGCUGAACCUCCCAGCACUGAGAAGAGACGUGGUCUCCCCGUCGGCGGUUGAACCGACACUGAAAUCUGACGAGGCCGAACCUCCUCCUCCCAGCUGUCACUAUUGCAUAGAGUGCGAGAUAUCGUUUAACAAGUACGAGAACUUUGCAGUGCACAAGCAGUACUACUGUGCCAGCAGGAGAGCAGGGGUCGAGAAGAGGCAGGAGUGUGUCCAACCCGCCAACUGUACCAUCGUUCGGUUGUCCACAGACGAAAGACUAAUACGAGGACCAGGGGUGGUCAGGGCUGUACCAAACACAGCCAUGGCUUACUGUGGUGUGCCAAACAGCAAUAAUGCUGCCUCAGUUGCUGUCCAGACAGAGACACAGCAAGAGGAGCCUGACACCAGCACAGUAGACACAGACAACAAACCAACACCUGUGGCCAGUCCACAAACAAGCCCACAAUCUGCCACCAAAGAUUCCGUCCCAACUUCAGAAACGCAAAGCCCAAGUCAACCAAACCCUCCAGAUAACAAUCAGGAAAAUGUGUUAAAUCUAGUGGUAAAAAGAAGUAGUAGUGAAACUAUAGUAGAGAAUGAUAGUAGAGAAGCUGUUUCAACCCCAGAGGAUCAAAAUGUUGCCAGCUCGUCAAAGGAGGUACGAGUGAAUGGAGAAAGUUCCAGUGAGCCAAUCGACCUUCGUUGUAGAAAGGAUAAAGCCGAACCCUUGUCGGAUAAGUUGGAAAUGCCCAACGUUUUUCACUGCAGUGCUUGUAACAUUCAAUACAACAAGCACGAGAACUACAUCGCUCACAAGACGUACUACUGUCAGGCGACGACUGUAGUGGGUCAGACUGCAGCAGAUAGUGGUACUCCAGACCCUAUGUCUCAUCAGGCAGGACUGGGGGAGGGAAGAAGGAGUUCUCCAUUGCAGACGGGUGCUGCAGCCACCGCUUCUUCGCCUGGCAGCCCCAACGCAGCAGGGCCCAACCAGCAGCCGCCGUUCAUGUGCUUCUGUCGUCAGUCCUUCCGCACGCUGGAGGAGCUGGAGUCCCACGACUGUGCGCCGUUCCAGUGCCCGUACUGCCAGUUCUCCGCCCGGACGUGUAGCGCCCUGAUGGUGCACGUGAAGGGUCACUGCGAGAGCCAGCUGUUCAGGUGCUCGCUCUGCGCCUUCACCGUGGCCGACAUGUCCGCGCUGAUGGAACACUGGAAGGACCAGCACGCCAAACCGGAAGACGAGCCGGAUACAGCCGACGUCCGCCAGACCAAACGGGACGACACUCGCAGCAACAGCAGCUCCUCCCCCGACGAACAUAUAGAUAUACACAACAGCACUCAGUACAAGGGGCCCAGCCCUACAAAUACCUCUCCAAAGAAACCAGAAGAAGCAGUUCAGACAAUAGUGAAACAGGAGCCAUAUGAUCCGGGCUACCCAGAGACCUCCGCUUCAUGCAGUACUAGCAACGUGGACCUACCCGACAGAUCAACAGCUCCCAGCGACAGUCCAGGCAAGUCCACGGAGAAAGUCCACCCCCAAGCUAGCCCUGGACCUGCCCAGUAUCACCUCAGUAGCAUGAUAGGUAAGACUAACGUGAUUCGGCACAGUUCUGCAGCCCUCAGAAGGGGACCCGUGUGCACAAAGUACUGUCGUUCCUGCGAUAUCAGUUUCACCAACCUCUCCACUUUCAUCGCACACAAAAAAUUCUACUGUGCCUCUCACGCCGGUGAAAACAUAGUCAAGUAGACACAGGACUGACUGCAGGUAUUGUGGGACCAAUGAAACAUAAUACUAGUAUGUAAAAAUCACGACAAGAACCACUGUUUGUAUGGCUGUAUCUAGUGUCAAUCUAACGUGUCAAAAUUUGUAUUAUGUGAUAAAGUUAAUGCAGACCCAGACAAAGCCAAGCUGAUCAUGAGUGUGAAUAAUAGUUAGAACAUGUACACUUGAACCCAAAAUCUAAAUAUUUGUUGUUUGCUGGUCCAGUGACAGCUCUGUCGAUAUUGUUUUAUUAUUUUUGAAAUGGUAAUUUAUGUUGUAUCAAUUUUACCACAGAGUGAAUGUUUUACUCAUAGAAAUAAGUUGCAAAUGAAGGACUGCAUGUGUUUAAGGCUAACACAUCACAUGUACCGGUACAACUUACUACUAUAACUUCAUCACAGAUAAUGAAUUUAU
Branchiostoma belcheri (Belcher's lancelet) is the source of this 4261-nucleotide messenger RNA. Its product is annotated as zinc finger protein ZFPM2-like. Gene Ontology annotation, molecular function: RNA polymerase II-specific DNA-binding transcription factor binding. The record is from RefSeq and is a predicted model, not a curated record. The coding region runs from base 83 to 3832 and encodes 1249 amino acids. Gene Ontology annotation, biological process: negative regulation of transcription by RNA polymerase II; heart development; positive regulation of transcription by RNA polymerase II. Lineage: Eukaryota; Metazoa; Chordata; Leptocardii; Amphioxiformes; Branchiostomatidae. Gene Ontology annotation, cellular component: nucleus. The transcript is spliced from 8 exons.